Messenger RNA from Amaranthus tricolor (Joseph's coat), 1409 nucleotides. RefSeq lists its product as uncharacterized. The transcript has 3 exons. Bases 119 to 1132 code for a protein of 337 amino acids. The record is from RefSeq and is a predicted model, not a curated record. NCBI's taxonomy places the organism in Eukaryota, Viridiplantae, Streptophyta, Magnoliopsida, Caryophyllales, Amaranthaceae.
CUGGGCUUGGACAACUGUACACGCUAGCACAAACCGACAUGGACAAGCUAAAUAUGGAGGACAAACCCUCAGUUGAGAAAGAUGAUCAAACUCUAUAGAACCAUUGAAGUCUGUAAAAAUGGAAGAAGAGAAUGUACAAAGAGAUGUAGGAGUAAAUCAAGAAGCUAUGGAGAAAAUUGCUGAUAGAUUAUCUUUUUUGGAUAAUCUCUAUUUUCCUCGAGCUGUUCUUCCCAACGCAUCUUCUCCUUCUCUCCGCAAAUCCCUCCUUCUCGAUCUCCUUCAUCGCAAUAUCCCUGUUUUCUUGGAACGCUAUGGGCCUCAAUUGACAUCCAACGAAAUUCAAGAGUUUGACGUCCUAAAAGAUGACUAUGAAGUUAAUUGGCACUUAAAACAUUUAAGAAGCAAGCUCAGUCCAACUUCGGAGCAGUUGCGCUUUCAAUCAUUGACUAUAAAGAAUAGGAGAAGAGCUUACAUGGAUAAACUCGUACGUGAAGGUCAAUACUUUUCUGAGGAUUCCAUGAGAGAGAGGGAGCCAUAUUUGCACCAUCAGUAUUUGGGUCAGUUUCAGGAUCCUUACGGAAGAAGUAUGGCUAGGCCUGGGGAGCGGUGGUCAGAGACUUUAAUGAGACAAUCCGAGGAGGCAAUUUUGCUUGCGAAGAUUAGAGGUGAGCAGCAGAGGUUAGGUGUUGAUGAGAGUGAGUGGGUUGGUAAUGAACUAGCAAGCCAAAUGGAGGAAGAAGAGGAGGAAGAGGAGGAGGAAGAGGAGGAGGAGCAGGAGGAAGAGGAAGAAGAUGAAGAUGAGGACGAAGACAAAGAGGAGGGUGAGAAAGCUAAUGUUUAUGCGAAUGGAGUAUGUUCAGCAUCAGAGGUUCAAUUGGCGCAUCAAGAAAAUGGAACUGCGAACAGCACUACAUCCACAAACGCAGCAAACUCCGAUAGGCGAAUGUUAUCUCCAGCAGAAAUGGAGGAGCAGUUGGAUCACUUUACUUAUAUAAUGCAGCAGAAAUUUUUAUCAGGUCAAGAUCGUGAACAUGUCGAUUAUACGAACAUAGAUGAAGAUGAGACCUUGGACGACCACUGGUCAAAAGAAGCCAAUUAUGAUGCCGAAGAAAAGUACUUUGAAGAAGAUUGAUAGAUGCUGCGUUUUGAAUGUUGUCAUAGUCGGGCUUUAAGUUUUCGGUUCCAGCAUCUUUUACCAGUUUGAGAGCUUUGUUACGGCGCAAAGCUUACCUUGCAUCGGCCAACCCUAAGUGCAGAGAUGCCUAUGCACAUAGUAGGAUCUAAGAAGGUUUGUAGUCUUGUAUUUACUUAUUAAAUAUAGUUUUGCAUCACUUUACUUCGUUGUAUUGCUCAUAAUUAAGUGGUUGAAUUCGCAGUUAAAUUUGCAUUUCGAAAGAGUCAAGUAAAAA